This is a messenger RNA of Cyprinus carpio (common carp), 1258 nucleotides long. RefSeq lists its product as uncharacterized. The record is from RefSeq and is a predicted model, not a curated record. NCBI's taxonomy places the organism in Eukaryota, Metazoa, Chordata, Actinopteri, Cypriniformes, Cyprinidae. The transcript has 3 exons. Bases 171 to 1106 code for a protein of 311 amino acids.
GCUCCCGUCCACCAGAGGGAGCCUUCACCUGAAUUCUGAACUCUGCCACUUCCUGUUCCUGCCACAUCAGUUCCUGUCUUGUCAUUUCCUGUCACCCUGUAUUUAAGCCAUGUGUUUGCUAUGCCACAUUGCGAAGUAUUGCCAGUUCCCUGCCUUACUAAGCGUUUUUCAUGUCUCCUUUGCUGUUUAUUGUUAUGACCAUUGCUUUUGCCUUUUUGACUCACGUUUUUGGAUUACUGUUUUGGAUUUGUUUGCCAUUGGACUGUUUUGCCUGUAUUUUGACCAAAGCCUGUGACCUGACUACGAGUUGUGAUUACCAUUUGGAUUUUUUCAGCAGACCAUUUAAUAAAGACCCGCUUAUGGAAUCUACACGGCCUAAGUCCUCCUUACAGAAUACUUCGCCUGGCGCGGAUCCAGCGGAUGUCUCUCAACUUCUUUCUACCAUUGAGUAUCAAAAAGAUCUGCUGAAUGGUUUUCAACACCAGCUACUGACACUGCAAGCCAGCAACGAGCAUUUAACACGGUACAUUCAGUCUCUUCCUGCCCCAAGACCUGACCCGGUAAGAUUUGCUUUACCUGAUAAAUUUGAUGGCUCUCCUGAUAACUGCACUGGUUUUCUACGUCAAUGUUCUAUCUAUUUUUCAAACCAACCUGAAACAUAUCGCCAAGACCAUACAAAGUGCUCUUUUAUCAUGACUUUGCUUACCGGGAAGGCUUUAGAGUGGGCUACAGCUGUUUGGGAUCAUGAUACACAUGUCCAGCAAUCUUACAAUUACUUCACCCAACUAAUUCGUGAUGUCUUUCAAUAUCCUGCUGGAGGCAUGGAUGCAGCAACUCAACUGACCCAGUUACGUCAAGUCAAUCUAGCCCUAUGGAACCCAUGCACAUUGGAAGAACUCAAUUACCAGCUGAUGAACGGAGAAGGAGAUUACUCAAUCAGCUCUGCUUCUACUGUGGUGGAUCAGGCCAUCGCUGUUCCAACUGUCCUGUUAAACCUGCUAUCAACCCCUCUUCAAGUUAUCAACGUUAAUAGAUUCUGGAGCAGCUGCAAACGUGAUUCAUCAAGAUUUAGUGAAGCAGUUGAACAUUCCCACAAUCAAAUGUGAACCACCUAUUGCUGUUACUGCCGUUGAUAAUGGUCCAAUUGGUAAAGGUUAUAUCACUCAUCAAACACUCCCCAUAAAACUCAGAGUUGGACUGCUUCACACAGAAGAAAUAACUCUCUAUGUAAUUUCAUCACCACGAAACAAAGUCAUUU